AUGUCACGUGAUCACCUUGCGUCCUGUCAUAGUAGAACAGGGCUGAACUGAGCAUAAACAACAUUUUCCUCACAACAGUUUUGAUUAUAUUUAAGAGCUUAAUUCGUGUAGAAUGAAGACGUUGAUAGGUGUAAAUUAUCCAGGCUGUGUUUCGCCAUCGACAGUAGUCUAUAAAUGUUUAGGUUGACAGAUAAAUGGCUUGCUUUAGCGUUAGCUUCAAGCUCAUAUCUGUCUAAUCUCUGCUAGUCUCCUGUCAGAGGCCACAUCUAGCUAGCUAAGCUAAGCUAAGCUAAGCUAAACUGAGCUAAACUAAGCUAAGCUAACGACAAUGCAAGUAGAAACAGCAGGAAUGCGAAUUUCUGAAAGUGAAGGCAAGCUCGAUGUUCACACACAGAGCUCGUUCAGGACGACCUCAAAAAGUUGGCAGUACAGUGAUCACAUGGAAAAUGUAGCCGGAUAUUUAAUGAAGUACACAAAUCUGGUAACAGGAUGGCAGUACCGGUUCUUCGUACUGAACAACGAGGCAGGGCUGCUGGAGUAUUUUGUGAAUGAGCAAUUACGGCCCCAGAAGCCCAGGGGCACGUUGCCUUUAGCAGGUGCAGUCAUUUCCCCGAGCGACGAGGACUCGCACACUUUCACUGUCAAUGCCAUCAGCGGGGAGCAGUACAAACUCAGAGCUACUGAUGCUAAAGAGAGACAGCACUGGGUAAGCAGGUUGCAGAUCUGCACACAGCACCACACUGAAGCCAUGGGCAAGACUAACCCACCACUAAAGACUCGCAGUCUGUCCGCGGCCUCUCAGGGCAGUUCCAGUUCCCCGGCGUCCCAGCGCAAAAUCAGCCAUAACACCGGCUCCCUGUUGGGUCUCUCUCAGCUCCAGCAUGGCUCCUCCAACUACUCCAGCAAACAUUCUGUGCUGCGUGACCACCUGGUUGAGGCUCGUGAGAUGAUGACCCAGGCGCAGGACCAGCACAGAGACCUGGUACAGUGCAUUGAGGGCCUGCCGGCAAGUCACAAUCCCUCUCCACUGGAUCAGGACCUCCUGCUGCUUAAAGCCACCUCUCUGGCCACAAUGACUUGCCUUAAUGACUGCCUUCACAUCCUGCAGCUUCAACAAGUGGCCCGGCACAGAGUUCCACUUGGAGGGCCGACCAUCGAAUGGCUGGAACCCAAACUGCCAGACGUGCUGAAGAAUGGUGGAACUCUGGCUAGCAUCACCAAAGACAGCACCAAAACACAAGACACAGCUGUAGAACCUGCUGAAAUGGACUCCUGUGACAUUGCUGGGGAACAAGAAGACAUUGAUACGGAAGAGGAGCAAGAAGAUUCUUUGCCAGCUGAGGAAGAGGAUUUGGGAGCAGUGGAGGAAGAACGUAGUGUCAUCUUGCAUCUUCUCUCUCAGCUCAAACUGGGCAUGGACCUUACCAGGGUGGUCCUUCCUACCUUUAUCCUGGAGAAGCGCUCUCUGCUGGAGAUGUAUGCAGACUUCAUGUCACACCCAGACCUUUUUGUGGCCAUCACAGAUGGCACUAGUCCAAUGGACCGUAUGAUCAGAUUUGUGGAAUAUUACCUCACUUCCUUUCACGAGGGCCGCAAGGGCGCGAUCGCCAAGAAGCCCUACAACCCAAUCAUUGGCGAAACAUUCCACUGCUCCUGGAGCGUGCCAAAGACGGCAGAGUCUCAAGGAAGCGUUCAGAAAGAGAGCUCCAGUGCCUCAGACUGCUAUAAUGUGAGAUUCGUGGCAGAGCAGGUGUCCCACCAUCCACCUGUCUCGGGCUUCUAUGCUGAAUGCCAGGAGAGGCAAAUGUGUGUAAACACACACGUGUGGACCAAAAGCAAGUUCAUGGGCAUGUCUAUUGGUGUGUCCAUGAUUGGAGAGGGUAAUUUGCACCUGUUGGAGCAUGGCGAAGAGUACACGUUCACUCUGCCAUCUGCCUAUGCCCGCUCCAUCCUCACUGUGCCCUGGGUGGAGCUGGGCGGAAAGGUCAACGUCAACUGCGCCAAGACAGGCUAUAGUGCAGCAAUCACCUUCCAAACCAAGCCUUUCUAUGGGGGCAAGCUGCAUAGAGUGAAUGCGGAGGUGAAGCACAACCCCACCAACUCUGUAGUGUGUCGCGUGCAGGGGGAGUGGAAUGGUGUGCUCGAGUUUACCUACAGUAACGGUGAGACACGCGUCAUAGAUGUCCUCAAGCUACCCAUCACCAGGAAACGAGUGCGGCCCAAAGAGCAGCAAGGACCUUAUGAGUCCAGGCGACUUUGGCAGCAUGUGACUGAGUCCUUACUACAGAAAGACAUGGAAAAGGCCACAGAGCACAAGCGCUUCCUGGAGGAGAGACAGAGGAAAGAGGAAAGACACCGCAACGAGACAGAGACGCCAUGGAGAACCAAAUACUUUGAAAGAAAAGGUGAAGGCUGGGUGUAUCACAAACCACUGUGGAAAAGUGUUCCAGCACGGAGCUCUUCACCUGCAGCGCUUCAGUCUAACCCCUGACCACAGCUCCAAACCUGAUCCCUCACCUGCAGGAGCCUGACCCCCUCUGGGUCUGUCUGUGGGGUCUACGCUCUUAUAAAUAAGAGGCACAGGCACACACACGCACACACACGCACACACACACACACACACACACACACACACACACACACACACACACACACACACACACACACACACACACACACACACACAAAAAAAACCAUACACACACAACCACAUUAAAAUACAUUUUCAAAGACUCCCUUCCUUAUGAUUCCUUAAUAAUGUUAUGGAUAUAAUGCUUUGUGGAGAGCAGUGGACUGCCUGAAUCGGAUCAUAUUUAGCAUCCCUUGAUUUGGGUAUAAUAUCACAGUGAAUCAUUCUGAUCCACAAGGGAUCCCAGUGUACACAGGCAUCUUUUGUUGAUGUUGCCUUAACAGGAGUUGUGAAUAGCAUGCGAACAUUUUGGUGAUGUCUGACAGGUGUUUAAGUGAGGACUGUGUUUGAGGAUGCUUUAUUAACUUCUCUUGAUCUUAUUAUAGAAUGCUGUUAUCUGGCCAGAUUAUGGCCGAACCUUUUUUCCAAUAUGUGAGGAGUUUAUUUGAUGUAUUAUGAUUUUAAUAUCAUCAGGGAGAUCUUCAAGGUUUUGUGCAGGAGCGUUUAGAUGUUUGACUAAAUGACAAGCAGUAGCUCAUUGUUUUUCACCAGAGCUUGAUUCCACCAAGCAUCUGGAGCCAUGAUGACAGCAAAUUUGCUGGUUUGGCGUUUGUUAUACGCUACAGUGGUUAGCCAAGUGUUUGAAGGAAGGUGAUGAGAGCUGUAUUAGUAUUGGUAAGGCUUUUUUCUGUCUCUUGCUUGACCUUUCCUCUCUGUCUGUUUCAUCAUAGCUCAGGUGGGGGCUUGCUCUGAUUUCAAAACAGUGCUCUCUUGUUUUGAAAGCGCACAGAUUUUCUUGCUUUGAUUAUAGGAUUUUUAAACAACUUUGAACGAAUCCAUCAGUUACCAGACUCCAUUAAUCUUCUCUAUUGAUAUCUGUGAAUAUGUCAAACGAUCAUACAGUAUUAUUGCAAUUUGAUCAGAAAAAAAAAAAAUCAAAUCACUUGCAGUGAAUGGUCUGUAGAUUUCAUUUCUCUUUCAUGUAAUUCUACCUCUCUAACUGAAACCCUUCAGUCUAAAAGGCAAUCAUAUAUCAACCACAGAGAGCUUUAUGUGAAAGACACAGUGGAUAUCUAGUUUUUGAGCCAUAAAAGCCAGCAGAUAUAAUAACAAUGGAAAACCGAAUGACCUAAAAUAUUAAGUGUGUACUUUCCUGCUUGACUGGAACCAAGUUCAUUUACUUUAAAUGCUGCAUUACUUCUAAUUGAUGACAGUUUAUGUGAGCAUGUGUUUAUCAGAGCACAAGUAAAGAGCCUCUCAUGUGAAAGCUCUACUUUAACCCUGGUUGGUCUUGCUGAGAAACUUGUGGUGCCUUAUUUGUGUUGGUCUUCCUCCUGUUCAUGCCUGCAAACACAUUCUUUAUGAAACAUGUUAUGAGUAUGUGCAGAUAUGCUCCCAUUUCCCAGCAUCUUGGCAAGGACACCCGGUCUGUUCGCUCUGUACGGUUUCUGUGUUUUAAUUCACACACUUGGCUUUCCACUCAGGGGGCUGAUUUUCAGAAUACAGAUUCAAUCCUAACCAAGUUACAGGACACUUACAAUGGAGAAUCUUCCCUGAAAAUGUCUAAAACUAUGUGAUCUGUGUCUGCAAACAGGCCUCAAAUGUGUAUCUAGCUGAGCUGUGAACUGCACUGAUGUUUUAAUUAUCCUUCUGGUAGCUUGAGAAAAGAAAUGAAUGAACUAAUAAAGUUGAUAAUGUAUUAGGACAA
Messenger RNA from Tachysurus vachellii, 4337 nucleotides. It is a transcript of the gene osbpl11, whose product is annotated as oxysterol binding protein-like 11. The coding region runs from base 329 to 2491 and encodes 720 amino acids. The transcript has 13 exons. Lineage: Eukaryota; Metazoa; Chordata; Actinopteri; Siluriformes; Bagridae. Gene Ontology annotation, molecular function: sterol binding. Gene Ontology annotation, cellular component: intracellular membrane-bounded organelle; cytosol; membrane. The record is from RefSeq and is a predicted model, not a curated record.